GCCUGGGGUAGGCGAGUGCCUCUCAGGCCCCCGUUACACAGGUACAAAAGGAGAAGCAGGCGGGUGCGGGGACGUACCAGCGUCCCCCCGGCACCCAGCAAGCACCUCGGGGCGCCCCACAGCUCCUGGCCACAGACCUCCAGGGACAGCUAUGGCAGGGGAUGGGGAACUCAACCGCAUCAUCAAGGACCUGCAGAGUAAGUGUGUCAGCCUGCCCCCUGCCAGCCUGCCCCCUGCCAGCCUGUCACCUGCCAGCCUGCCCCCUGCCAGCCUGUCACCUGCACGGCACAUCUCACACUGGACAUGCCGGGCCCCUCCUCACACCCAGACCAUGGGCAGCGAGACUGUGACUGAGCUGAACCACUGCUACCGGGAGCAGAACCUGCCGGUGACGGACGGGAGCCGGGAGCUGCACAGCCUCUGUGCCCAGCUGGAGUUCCUCCUCCAGUUUGACCUCAAGGAGAAGAAGAGUUUCUUUGGGCAGCGCAAGGACUAUUGGGACUUCUUGUGCCAGGGCCUGGCGCGGCGCCGGCAGGAGCACGAGGGCAUUCGCUUCGUCACUUCCCUGGACAAGCUGAAGACCCCCGUGGGCAAGGGCCGAGCCUUCCUGCGGUACUGCCUGGUGCACCGGCAGCUGGCAGAGUCCCUGCAGCUCUGCCUUCUCGACCCCGAGAGCCUUUGUGAGUGGUACUACGCCCGCAGCCCCUUCCUGAGCCCCCAGUGCCGGGCGGAGAUCCUGGGCAGCCUGUACGAGCUGGACUGUGUCACCUUCCACCUAGCCCUGUGCAGAGAUGACCUGGACACUGCCUGGCCCAUGUUCUCCGAGACACUGGUACGGCCCAGCUCGGUGGCUGGGAUCAGCCUGGCAAAGACAGCCCCGCAGACAGACGACACCAGCACCAGGAUGCAUGAAUGGCCUGAUGGCAUCGCCCAUUCCACCAUGGCAAACAGUGGGGUGCCAGCCCACCCGUGCCCACCUGCCUUGGCUGCCCUGGGGGCAGGGGAUGUAGAGGUGGAGGAUGUGGAAGGGAAUGUGGUGGAAGUGAAGAAGGAUGUGGAGGAGGAUGUGGAAGAGGAGGAUGAAGAGGAGUUGGAGGAUGAGAAGGAGAUGGAGGAUGAGGAGGAGGACGUGGACGUAAAUGCAAAGAAGGAUGUACAAGUAGAGGAGGACGUGGAAGAGGACAAUGAAGAGGAGUUGGACAAGGAUGAGAAGGAGAUGGAGGAUGAGGAGGAGUUGAAGGAUGUGGAUGCAGAGGAGCUGGAGGACACUCACAGUGCUGGCAAAGCACCCCAGCCCGAUGGUGGCAGGGAGCCUGGCACACCACCACCACCCAGCACUGGGUGCAUGCCAGGGUCCCCACCACCAGAGCCCAGGCAGCCGGGUUGGACGGAGGUGUCCCUACGGGCGCUGGUGUCCCAGCUGCAGACCGAGCUGGGGCAGUGGAAGGCGUCAUCCCGGGCGCUGGCAGCCCGGCUGGCAUGGGAGGAGCGGCGGCACAGGCAGCAGGAGGAGGGCAGCAUGCGGCGGGCCCGGCUGCAGGCACACGAGGCCGAGGCGCUGCGGGACACCAACACCUUCCUGGGGCAGGCGCUGGCGGCGGCAGUGGCAGCGGGGGGACCGGGGGCGCUGGUGCGGGCACAGGAGGAGGCACGGGGCUGGCGGGAGGUGGCAGAGGAGCGGGGUGCACGGCUGGCUGCGGCACUGGCAGAGGUGGCGGUGGUGUCCUCGCGCCUGCAGGAAUGCCAGGCGGCGCUGGCCACAGCAGGACAAACAGACAUGCCGGAGGAUGCCAGUGCCCCAGAUGAGGUGGCUGCCGUGGAGGAGGUGCUGCGGCGGGCGCUGGAGAUCGCCUGCGGUCCCCAGGAGUCCCUGCUGGAACAACAGGCAGAGGGGGAGCCUGGCACAGCCACCGGCAUGGCCAUGCGCUUGGCCACCCUGGCCGCAGCAGCACGGGAGGAGGCCUGGCAGAGCCGGCAGCAGCUCCAGGCCCAGAGGCAGGAGGUGGCACGGCUGCAGGAGCAGCUCAGCAGGGCCCGGCAGGACGGCGAGCGCUGGGCAUCGGCACUGCAGCGGGCACAGCGAGAGGCCCUGGAGCGGGAGGCCACGCGUGGCGCGGAGCAGGCACGGCAGCAGGAGCUCAUCCGAGACAUGAAGGGGCGGCUGCUGGAGCUGCUGAGGGAGAAGGAUGCCCUGUGGCAGAAGACAGAAGGCAUCGACACACCGAUGCCCAGCCCGGCACCCUGCGAUGCAGGGCUGUGUGCCCGCUGCCACAAGGAUUUCCACCUCCUCUCCCGGCGGUACAACUGCAGGUUGUGCCAGGGCAAGGUGUGCCACGCGUGCUCUGUGGACGUGGGCAAGCAGGGGCGCUGCUGCCUGCUUUGCUACCAGCAAAGGCGCCCACAGGCUACAUGAGCCAGGACUGCAGCCCUCACACUGGGCCUGGGACACCCCCUGCCCUGGCUGCUUCCUCUUGGACUUACUGGGGACCAAAGUGUCCAGGACCUGCAGGCAGGUCCUGCUGCCUGACUUUUCAGGUUGAGACGUGUCUUUGUUGUGACUGGUCCAGAGAGAGGAAAACAACCCACUCCUGCUA
This is a messenger RNA of Strigops habroptila (Kakapo), 2594 nucleotides long. RefSeq names its product RUN and FYVE domain containing 4 (gene RUFY4). Gene Ontology annotation, biological process: positive regulation of macroautophagy. Lineage: Eukaryota; Metazoa; Chordata; Aves; Psittaciformes; Psittacidae. The record is from RefSeq and is a predicted model, not a curated record. The transcript is spliced from 13 exons. Bases 152 to 2413 code for a protein of 753 amino acids.